AUGGAGAUGCUGACACUCCACGGCGACGCCUCCAAGGAGGGGAACGACGCCCACGGGCGACGUCACCACCUGCCCAACCCAAGCCGAGCAAGACUUUCGUCCGAGUCGUCGACCAUCUCCGAAGCCCCAGAGCAUGGGCAGAGCGCCUUUGAGCCUCUCAGCGCUGCCCCACAGCGCCUCAACGAUGAAGCCGCAAAAAACUACAAGCCACUCCGACACACCCCGCAACGCCGAAGAUCCGGUCAACCUCCAUCUCCACCUCCAGACCGACCAGGCACCGCAGCCUCCAUGCUCCCCUCCAGCCGGAGCAACGCUGCCCGCGGUGAACCUCGCCAACUCCAGGCGCCCACCCACGUCCAGGUCGCCCCGGCCCAGCAGGCCCAGAUCGGGCCCAUGAAGCCCAGAUCUGGCCCGCACUCCAUCCUCCUCUCUCCGCCGCCGGGCGACGCAGACCUCGCCGGACUCGAGGCGGUGGACCUCUGCUCGCCGAGGCUCUCCCCGGCCGAGCUUCUCCGUGCCGCCACCUCUCGCACCAGCCACGCCCAACGCCUCCCGACGUCGCCCCUGCUCCGCUCCGCCGCGGACCUCGCCGGCCUCCGCCAUGGCGCCGCACCACCCUCCCCGGACCUCCGUCGCGCGCCGCAGAGCUCGCGUAGCCCCCCGCCCAGCCGACCGCACUUGCCCGCCGCGCCUCCCAUGGCGUCCCGCCGCCGCACGAAGGGGACCCGCUGGGGCGCGCCCGCCCGCGCCCGCCAUCUUCGAUGGCCGAGGCGGUGGCCGCCACCGCCGGCCCUGGCGGCGGCAGCGGCCGGAGGAGGAGAUCCCGGCGGCGCUCUAGGGUUUGGUGUUGUCGCCUCCGGAGCCGCCCAUGCGUGGCGACCCGGGAGGGAUAUUUUCACACUGUAA
Lolium perenne is the source of this 906-nucleotide messenger RNA. The record is from RefSeq and is a predicted model, not a curated record. Lineage: Eukaryota; Viridiplantae; Streptophyta; Magnoliopsida; Poales; Poaceae.